AUCUGACAGCCCCGCCCACUACGAGUCCUGUGGUUUUGCACCUGCCUCUGAGCACAAAACCUCCAGGAGCUCCUUUUACCUGCACUGCAGCGUUCAACGAGCCCCUUACUUACUGAAACCUCCGCCACGGCACAACAGAGGCGCGAGCAUCUACUGUGGACAGGUAUGCAACAUGCGGGCUGUCUGACCAGCAACUGCAGCCCACCUCCAACUGAUGAAGAAGGCGCACCUUAAAAAAAACAACCCAACAACAACCCGGAGAAGUCUGUGCAGCCAGUAGCUGAGAUUUUCUGAGUGUUUGAUGUCAGGGGAAACGAACCCGAGGCUGUGACUGCCACACGGGGACAUGUGCUAAGUAACACAGGAGGAGAAGGGACGUAAACAUGCAAUAAGUGGCAGCCAGGUAGCCUACUACGCAAGAGCGCUCCCUCCGGACCUCCUCUCUGAACUUUACCCGCUGAGCUCGGACGCGAUGGCUGCUGGUGGUGGUGGUGCUGCCACUCUGGGAGAAGUUGGAGGCGUCUGGCACGGCAUCGACGGUGUCGCACAAGUCGGCUCUCAUUUCUUCCUCACGGAGAGCCAGACGCGGCUGGAAGAGCACCUCGUACCUGGGGACAGAUUCUCGGAUUUAACGCACCUCAAAGGAAUUCUCAGGAGGAGGCAGUUGUACUGCAGAACUGGAUUUCAUCUGGAAAUACUUCCGGAUGGCACAGUGCAAGGCACGAGGAAGGACCACAGCCGUUUUGGUAUUUUGGAAUUCAUAAGCCUGGCUGUUGGAUUGAUAAGCAUUAAAGGGGUGGACAGUGGACUCUAUCUGGGGAUGAACAACAAAGGAGAGCUGUAUGGCUCUAAGGAGCUCACGGCUGAUUGUGUCUUCAGGGAGCAGUUUGAGGAGAACUGGUACAACACGUAUUCAUCCAACCGCUACAAGCACGGAGACAAAGGGACGCGUUACUUUGUGGCAUUAAAUAAAGAUGGGACACCAAGGGAUGGGACUAAAUCCAGGCGGCACCAGAAAUUUACACACUUCUUGCCCAGGCCUGUGGACCCUGAGCGCGUGCCAGAGCUGUACAGGGAUAUCCUGGGACACAGCUGAGAGCUGGAGGCCUGGUCCAGAUCAGGAAUAGAUGCUUAAAAAGCCUUGGCAGGCAGUCCUGGGAGCAGAAAGGAAGAAGGAGGGAUGCAGGCGGGGAUGUGACCGGUCGCAGGCUGGUGAACAGCAGCCCGACCAGCGGGGAUAAAGGCAUCGGAGAAGGGGGUGGGGGGCCUCUUGUAGGAAUGCAUGGGCCAUCAUCUCUCAGCAGCCAGGAGGACAGGCUAGAAUGUCUGCACGCUCUGCAUGAGGGCGUCAUUUGUUUCCACAAAAGUACCUGCGUGGAUUAGGAGACAAAUAAGAAGCAGGGCUGAACGGUUGUGGAGUAUCUCCUCGGUUGGACAGAGAUGCCAGCUGGUGUGGAGUCUGUGGGAAUCUGUGACAUUACAAGAUGGUACUACAGUGUCACUCAGAGAGACGUAGCUUGAUCAGAAGGACUUUGAAGGAAUACAGAUUUUUUUUUAAUCUCACCUGUCUUUAGA
Pundamilia nyererei is the source of this 1575-nucleotide messenger RNA. It is a transcript of the gene fgf20b, whose product is annotated as fibroblast growth factor 20b. Gene Ontology annotation, molecular function: growth factor activity. NCBI's taxonomy places the organism in Eukaryota, Metazoa, Chordata, Actinopteri, Cichliformes, Cichlidae. The transcript has 3 exons. Bases 473 to 1096 code for a protein of 207 amino acids. The record is from RefSeq and is a predicted model, not a curated record.